This is a messenger RNA of Syzygium oleosum, 1505 nucleotides long. RefSeq names its product transcription factor MYB39-like. Lineage: Eukaryota; Viridiplantae; Streptophyta; Magnoliopsida; Myrtales; Myrtaceae. Bases 104 to 1078 code for a protein of 324 amino acids. The transcript has 3 exons. The record is from RefSeq and is a predicted model, not a curated record.
UCCUCAGAAGUUUCCAAAUCACAUACACUCUCUAUCCACAAUCCAUCGCAGCGCUCUCGUCUUUGGUUCGCUUCCCUUCAUCGAAUCACUCCCUGCACGCAAAAUGGUUCGAUCUCCGUGCUGCUCCGGUGACCACCACGAGGCGGAUGGGUUGAAGAAAGGGCCGUGGAGCGCUGAGGAAGACACGAAGCUGAGCGAGUACAUAGAGAAGGAAGGCCAUGGGAGAUGGAGUGACCUCCCCAGGAAAGCAGGCCUCAACAGGUGCGGCAAGAGCUGCAGAUUGAGGUGGAUCAAUUACCUGAGGCCUGACAUCAAGAGAGGCAACUUCUCUGAAGAAGAAGAGGCCAUGAUCAUCAACUCCCACUCUCUUUACGGAAACAAGUGGUCGAAGAUUGCAAGCCAUCUCCAUGGGAGGACAGACAACGAAAUCAAGAACCAUUGGAACACCCGCAUGAGGAAGAAGCUACUCCGGAUGGGCAUCGAUCCGAACACCCACAAGCCAAGGACUGAUCAUCUCAACCAAGCCAUGAACCUUUCACAGUUGCUAAGUACUACUGGUGGACCACACUUGGGCAGCUCAUCACUGUGCCCUUUGGAGAAUGCCAUUGCAAAUGCCGCUGAACUAGCCAAGCUACAACUUCACAGCUUGCUAGUGCAGAUCAUAGGCACAAGCAGCCCACCUCCAAUCUUGGAUCAUAGCACCAAUAGUCUAUUGGGGAUCCUAAAUUACGAUAAUCGCCAUCUGCGUGUUCCAGGGCUUGCUCCAACCAUUGAGCACCAAGCAGUGAACCAAUUAUCGCCAUGGCCAAGUUAUGGAGGUGGGUUUGAAGUUACUAUGGGAGAUGAUACUGUUGGGUUGUGCAACAACGCAUGCCUGAUUCGACCAGAAAAUCCACUUCCUCAACUGGUCUCAGCCUCUCCUGAGGAUUCUAAAAUAAUGAACCAAAUUGAAAGUGAGAGCCUUCCAAUUUGUAACAACUGGCCUCCACAAUCUCAAUCCCUCAACUUUGUCGAGGACUGGGACAAGCUGCUUGAAGAUGACACAAGUGCCUCCUUCUUGAGAGAGAUUCUGCAAUAGGAUGUAUUUUUCUCGUUUGUUCAGCCAAAGACCAUGUUCGUCCCUCACUGCAACUGCGGCAAAUCAAAGUUGAGACCAUCUCCAUACGGAUUUACGAGCAUCACAUGGAGAACCACCAAAGCAAAAUUCAUAAUUUUUCUCUGGGUUUGCUCUAUUGUCUAUUCCUAUUCAGUAUUCACGUGUUGAUAAUUCUUAAUAUUUGGAAAAGCCUGUAUGUAGUGAUGUUUUCAAUGAUGUGGAAAGUGAAAAGAAGAAAGAAGCCACGCGUGGACCAAUGUGAAACUUUCAUAUCAUAUGCUGUUGUAUCAAAUAUAAACACACACAUACACACCUGCAGCCUUUGUUCUUUUCCUGUAAGAUCAUUUCUGGUGUAUAAAAUUCGCAUGAAUAAUAUUGAUGAGUGAUGUGAUACUCUUUCAUUUGACUA